Puccinia triticina is the source of this 2151-nucleotide messenger RNA. RefSeq lists its product as uncharacterized. Lineage: Eukaryota; Fungi; Basidiomycota; Pucciniomycetes; Pucciniales; Pucciniaceae. The coding region runs from base 1 to 2151 and encodes 716 amino acids. The record is from RefSeq and is a predicted model, not a curated record. The transcript has 6 exons.
AUGUCUUAUCAAGGUUUAGGAUCAUAUCCGAAUGGCGGAAAUCACAGCGCAACAUUCUUUUCUAGUGCUCAGCCCACUAGGGAAUUUCAAAACCACACGGAAGGCCAGAGUUUACCGUUUACAUUUGACAGACGUACAUUCAAUCCAAACCCUUACCGAAGUCAAUGUAGAAGUACAGAUCUGAACACAAACAUUAACACCUAUAAUAACCAGAAUACGGGGAAUUACCAACUUCAUCGAGGCUCUGUUGGGAUAGGCCAGACCAAUUUCAACAGCAGCAGCCGCCAAAAUCAUUCAACCCCCUCUCAAAACAACUUUCUAGAUCCUCGGCAAGCUCCCGCUCAUGUAGAACCUCUUCAAGUUUCUUCGCAUCAAGCUCCAGUUCGAUCUUCUCAUCCGAAUAGGUUCGGCCAGGUCAAUUUCAACCAUCCAACCAAUCAGCAAGAUAACUUUUCCCACUCUCGGAAUGACUUGAUGGAUCCUGGUCAACUGUCUUCACAAUGUCACCCUUGUGACAGGCGUUCAACCCAGCUGGAUCCUUGUUGCGGUCCUUUAAAACAGUCAGAACAGCGUCUUGGUCUUUCGCAGUAUGACCCGACUAACCCGGAUCCUUUUAACAGGUCCUCGCAAGAUACCUCUCCGUCUACGCCGCAAUACCGACAUCUUGAGUCCGCAGUGACUCCAGCAACCCGUAAGACUCAAAACCGCUCAGAUGUUUCCACUUCAAAUUACCGCUCGGUGGCCGCGCCACGUGUAUCCACACUUCUAAAUCUUCAAGAAGAGCUCCGACGCGGUGAAGAACAGCUUCAGCAUGAGCGUGCCAAGGCAGUCAAAAAUGCUGCCAAGAAACAGGCACGUGCUGAUGCAAAGAAGAAGAAGUCCCAGGGAGCCGCAAGCAACACAAAUCUACUUGAUCCAGACGUAUCCCUUGGGCUUGACUUCUCACAGAUGGAUCGGAACAAAUCUAGGCUUGUCAACCAUGAGGUUCAGAGCAAGCUCGACGACCAGGGAGAAAACUAUCGAGAUGGCGAGAACACGGCUGAAGGAAGCUUUGAAAACUCUGAUCCUAGACCCUCGAGCAACCCUGAACCCUCAGCUCCACCAAAAUCCAAGUCACAAAUGAUGUUGGCACCUCACCUGGUUGAGGAGUUGAAGACAAUGGAUAUCAAUGAGCUUCAACAACAAGUCAAUAAGCAUGCUCAUUAUGUCCGAUUGUGCUCCGCUGAUGAGGUGGAGAUCCAAGAGGCUUACGAGGAGUUUCAAAGGCAGUUGCUUAUUAUUGCGGCAAGCAGGAGACUUCAAUUUGAUUCGGUGCAGUCCUAUUUGGGUGCAGAAAACCGCACACGAGGUUCAAACAUGUAUACCAACUUUUGCCGGUAUGAUCCCGAGGCUAUCAAGAUCCGAGACGAUAAAUCUCUUUCAAUUCAAGAGAAAGGCUCAAAGUACGGAGCCUUAUGGCGCGAGCUAGAUGAAGCAGACCAGCAGAAGUACAAGGACCCAGAAUUUCUAGCAACAUUUCCAAAUCCUUUUGUAAGAGAGCCCAAAACAGCCAAAGAAGCUUCCGAAGACGAGAAUAUUGAACUCUCCGACGCUAUUGAUACUGCUAAGAACAAGUCACGCAAAAGACGUUCUGGGAAAGGGAUUGACGCCAAUCGUUGGGCUCGAAAGGUACUGGUUGAUUUAAAAAACUUGGAGAAGUCCCAUGCUAUCGAAGGGUACUUAGUUGUAGUAUACCCUCACCUGAAAGGCAGAGCUGUACUGAGUGGGGGAAGUAGAAUGGGCGAGUCGUUCCUUGACAUGUUUGAAAUCGAUCCAAACCCAACUGAAACUACAAGGUCUAGGAAAAUACGAAAGAAACCGACUAUAAAAGGUGCGACCAUCAAAUCUGCUAAGCCAACAAACUCAAAUUCAAGAAAAGAGGCUUCAUGCUCGAAAUCCAAGGCAAGUAAACCAUCCGAACGUCAAGUGGUGAAGGAAGCAAAGAAAAAGAAGCAGAAUUAUGUCUCAUCUCGCCAUGCUGAUGACAAGUCAGCUAGUUCAACUGAAUCCAACAGUGAAGAAUUGGAAGAUGAUCUUUUCAAGGGAAGCAGCGACAACGAGGACGGUGAAGACAAUGCACCGGAUGAGGGCGACAAUGAGAGAGAUAACUAA